Pelobates fuscus (common spadefoot toad) is the source of this 8308-nucleotide messenger RNA. It is a transcript of the gene RASGRF2, whose product is annotated as Ras protein specific guanine nucleotide releasing factor 2. The transcript has 27 exons. Lineage: Eukaryota; Metazoa; Chordata; Amphibia; Anura; Pelobatidae. The coding region runs from base 2785 to 6657 and encodes 1290 amino acids. Gene Ontology annotation, cellular component: plasma membrane. The record is from RefSeq and is a predicted model, not a curated record. Gene Ontology annotation, molecular function: protein binding; guanyl-nucleotide exchange factor activity. Gene Ontology annotation, biological process: positive regulation of GTPase activity; Ras protein signal transduction.
UGCCAGCGCCGUCCCCGCAGGCUGAGCUCGGAGCUCCAUUCCCCGCAGCGAUCGCUCGGUCUCCCCCCGGCUGGGACUGGGGAGUGGGUUGGGGGCGGCAGCAAGUUUGGGGCUCGGUCUCGCAACACGUGGGAUGACAAGGAGCAUCGGAUCCAGCAUUUCCCGGGACCCGGCAUUCAGCAACAGCGGAGAGUGACAGAGACCCUCAUACCCCGGGGCACCAGAGGGGCACACUGCUCUCAGGACCCUCAUAUCUCCACCAGAGGGGCUCACUGCUAUCAGGACCUCCACCAGAGGGGUACACUGCUUUCAGGACCUCCACCAGAGGGGCUCACUGCUAUCAGGACCUCCACCAGAGGGGCACACUGCUCUCAGGACCUCCACCAGAGGGGCUCACUGCUAUCAGGACCACCACCAGAGGGGCACACUGCUAUCAGUACCUCCACCACAGUGGCUCACUGCUCUCAAGACCUCCACUAGAGGGGCACACUGCUCUCAGGACCUCCAUCAGAGGGGCUCACUGCUCUCAGGACCUCCACCAGAGGGGCACACUGCUCUCAGGACCUCCACCAGAGGGGCACACUGUUCUCAGGACCUCAACCAGAGGGGCUCACUGCUAUCAGGACCUCCACCAGAAGGGCACACUGCACUCAGGACAUCCACCAGAGGGACUCACUGCUAUCAGGACAUAAACCAGAGGGGCUCACUGCUAUCAGGACCCUCAUACUCUCAGUUGCUAUCAGGACCCAUACACCUCUUUAAUCAGGACCCAUACACCCUACAUUAGGAUUCAACAGGGCACAAGAAGAAGAGCUGUUAGACCCCUAUAAAAAGGACCACAAGGGCACGGAGGUGGAGGAGUUAGUCGCCUGCCCUGGCAACUGGGCUCUUUUUAAUAAAGAAAUAAAAAAGCCCACCUUACCGGCAGCACUGAGACCCCAGUUUAUCCGAGGAACAGGUUGCCAUUACACGGAGCUCCCAAGCCAAACACCCUGCAACAAAUACCUGGACCCUCUGCACCCCUUCUUAACUUAACUUAAUAACUCCCUGUACCCUUUCCUACAUUACUAGACCCCCUGCACCCCUUCCUAUAUUACUAGACCCCCUGCACCCCUUCCUACAUUACUAGACCCCCUGUACCCUUUCCUACAUUACUGGACCCCCUGUACCCUUUCCUACAUUACUAGACCCCCUGCACCCCUUCCUACAUUACUGGACCCCCUGCACACCUUCCUACAUUACUUGACCCCCUGUACCCUUUCCUGCAUUAUUGGACCAGAUGCCCCCUUUCUUAACUAAUUAACUCCCUUUACACCUUUCUAACUAACUCCUUGUACCCCUGCACCCACUACUACCUACCUGCCCCACUGCACUCUUACCUUACUAACCCCCAGCACCCUCCCCUCUCUUCCCUGAAUCCCCCUGCACCUUACUGCACCUCACUCACACUUUCCCACCUGACUCAGACCCAUACUCCCUACUGCUCAUUUAUCUGCUCUCUCUGUCCUGCACGAGUCAUACAUACAUAUUCCCUCGUAUUCACUAAUCUUGCUCCCUCCUCACCCUCUCUCACCUCACUACCCUGCACCCUGUCUCACCUCACUCACCCUGCACCCUCUCUCACCUCACUACCCUGCACCCUGUCUCACCUCACUAACCUGCACCCUGUCUCACCUCACUACCCUGCACCCUCUCACCUCAGUACCCUGCACCCUCUCUCACCUCACUACCCUGCACCCUCUCUCACGUCACUACCCUGCACCCUGUCUCACCUCACUCACCCUGCACCCUCUCUCACCUCACUCACCCAUACAACUUCACUCCCCCUGCUCCCACACACCUCACUCAGACCGUUGUCGCCACACUCCCCCUGCUCUUUAUCCCCCACCAUCCCCCUGCACCAUCUCACUCCUCUCCCUGCACCUUCCCCAGUCUCACUACCCACACUGCACCCACUAUCACAUUAAUUCCCUCUGCACCCACUUCCAGCUUUCUCUCCUCCUGCACCCUCUCCCGCCCCCCUCCACUCUCAGCGACCACCAGCAGCAGCAUUGUGAGCAGAGCCUGAUGCCUCCCAUGCUCUCCCUGCAGCCAGCACUGUGCCCUGUAUGGACUCCCUCACUGUGACUCCCCCAGAGACUCUCUGCACCCUGGGUGGUGCCCAUGCCGAGCAUGGUCUAGAUGCACUGUGAAAAAGGUAAAUGUGUUUUCCAUGUGCUAUGUGCAUGCCCCCUAAACACAGGACCAUAGUGCACUCACAUCCCAGGAUAAUAUUAUAUAUAUCAAACCCCAUGGGAUAUUAUAUAUACUGAACCCCUAGGAUAUUUUAUAUAUCAAACCCAUGGGAUAAUAUUAUAUAUACACUGAAACCCUGGGGUAAUAUUAUAAUAAUAUCAUAUACUUAAAACCCCUGGGAUAAUAUUAUGUAUACUAAACCCCAUUGGUAACAUUGUAUAAACUACCUCUCUCAAGGUUAACUUUAUAUAAACUAUCCCCUUAAGGGUAACAUUGUAUAACCUGCCCUCCUAGGGGUAACAUUGUAUAACCUACCCUCCCAGGGGGUAACAUUGUAUAAACUGCCCUCCCCAGGGGUAACAUUGUAUAACCUACCCUCCCAGGGGGUAACAUUGUAUAAACUGCCUUCCCCGGGGGUAACAUUGUAUAACCUGCCCUCCCAGGGGGUAACAUUGUAUAAACUACACUCCCAGGGGGUAACAUUGUAUAAACUACCCCCAGGGGUAACAUUGUAUCCUACCCCUGGCUGCAUGCUGCCUAUUGAUCUGUAUGUCAAUGUACACGCUCAGUGCGCACACGCUGGGUGACCUGCACACUGUCGGCACCCCCUGUCACUCUGCUGCCUGCCUUCCUGUAGGUGAGGUGUCCCUGCUGUGCCCAGGUGUGCCCUUUCCCUGCCAUCUGUGCUGGGGUCAGCAUGCCCUGAAGGUCAGGAUGCAGAAGGGCGUGCGCUGCAACGAGGGACACGCUCUGUACCUGUCCCUGCUGGCCCGCAAGGAGGGCACCAAGAGGGGCACCGUCAGCAAGAAGGCGGCCGAGACUAGCAGGUGGCACGACAAGUGGUUCGCCCUCUUCCAGAAUGUCCUCUUCUACUUCGACAGCGAGCAGAGUGGGAGACCCUCUGGGAUGUACAUGGUGGAAGGAUGCAGCUGUGAGAGGGUCCCAGCACCCAUGGUGGCCAGUGGAGGCAAGGAGACCAUGGAAAAGCAGCAUUAUUUCACUGUUACCUUUGGCCAUGAAGGUCAGAAACCCUUGGAGUUACGAUGUGAGGAGGAGUCUGACCGUGACGAAUGGGUGGAAGCUAUACACCAGGCGAGCUAUUCAGAUAUCCUAAUCGAGAGAGAGGUAUUAAUGCAGAAGUACAUUCAUCUGGUGCAAAUUGUCGAAACGGAGAAAAUUGCUGCAAAUCAACUGCGUCAACAGCUUGAGGAUCAAGAUACUGAAAUUGAAAGGCUGAAAUCUGAGAUUGUUGCACUCAACAAGACAAAAGAACGAAUGCGACCCUACCAUCUGAGCCAUGAAGAGGAGGACCCAGACAUCAAAAAGAUCAAAAAGGUUCAAAGCUUCAUGCGUGGUUGGCUCUGUAGAAGAAAGUGGAAGACCAUUGUUCAAGAUUACAUAUGUUCUCCACAUGCAGAAAGCAUGCGGAAGAGAAACCAGAUUGUAUUUAACAUGGUUGAAGCUGAGGCAGAAUAUGUGCAUCAACUCUACGUCCUAGUUAACUGCUUCCUGCGGCCUUUGAGAAUGGCAGCAAGUUCUAAGAAACCCCCAAUCAGUCAUGACGAUGUAAGCAGUAUAUUCCUCAACAGUGAAACCAUCAUGUUUCUUCAUGAGAUAUUUCACCAAGGAUUGAAAGCAAGAAUCACUAAUUGGCCUACUCUAAUAUUAGCUGACUUAUUUGAUAUUCUGCUACCAAUGCUGAACAUCUACCAAGAAUUUGUACGGAACCAUCAGUAUAGUUUACAAGUGUUGGCAAACUGCAAGCAAAACCGAGAUUUCGACAAACUCCUCAAGCAAUACGAGGCAAACCCAGCGUGUGAAGGGAGAAUGUUGGAGACAUUUUUAACCUAUCCUAUGUUUCAGAUACCUCGGUAUAUUAUAACACUUCAUGAGCUCCUGGCUCACACACCUCAUGAACAUGUAGAAAGGAAAAGCUUAGAGUUUGCACAGUCAAAACUGGAAGAACUGUCACGAGUAAUGCAUGAUGAAGUCAGUGACACUGAGAACAUUCGAAAAAACCUUUCUAUUGAGAGAAUGAUAGUAGAAGGCUGUGAUAUAUUGCUAGACACCAGCCAAACAUUUGUACGUCAAGGUACCCUUAUUCAGGUCCCUUCAGUAGAAAGAGGGAAGCUCAGCAAAGUUCGCUUAGGACCACUAUCUUUGAAAAGAGAAGGCGAAAGACAAUGCUUUUUAUUUACUAAGCACUUUUUAAUAUGCACACGGAGCUCAGGGGGGAAACUACAUCUACUUAAGACAGGUGGAGUUCUGUCUUUGAUAGAAUGCACAUUGAUUGAAGAGCUAGAUAUUAGCGAGGAUGAUUCAAAGAGUUCUGGAUACGUCUUUGGUCACCUAGACUUUAAGAUUGUGGUUGAACAAGCAGAUGCUACUCCUUUUACAGUGGUACUUUUAGCUCCUUCACGCCAAGAAAAAGCUGCUUGGACCAGUGACAUCAGCCAGUGUAUAGAGAACAUAAGAUGCAAUGGGCUGAUGAACAAUGUGUUUGAGGAGAAUUCUAAAGUCACGGUACCACACAUGAUCAGAUCAGAUACCCGGCUGCACAGAGACAACGUUGACAUUUGUUUCAGCAAAACGCUGAACUCCUGCAAAGUCCCUCAGAUCCGCUAUGCAAGCGUGGAGCGCCUCUUGGAGAGACUGACUGACCUUCGCUUCCUCAGCAUUGAUUUUCUUAAUACAUUUCUGCACACCUAUCGGAUAUUUACUACUGCGUUUGUUGUACUGGAAAAGCUAUCCAAUAUUUAUAAAAGACCUUUCACCUCAAUUCCUAUCAGGUCAUUAGAACUUUUUUUUGCUUCCAAUCAAAGCUUGAGUGAUGGAAAAUCGCCACAUCUUUGUCGCAAAUUUUCUUCCCCCCCGCCAUUGUCACUGUCAAGGACAUCAUCACCUGUCAGAGCCAGGAAACUGUCACUCAAUUCCCCAUUAAACUAUAGAAUCGGAGCUCUGGAUUUAUCUACAUCAUCCAGUGCAAGUAGCCCCACUUCCGUAUUCAGCCCUGCCACCUCUCCACCCCCCACUACUAAUAAAGUACCUCUGGAUCUGAGCAAAGGUCUGUCCUCACCAGAUCAAAGUCCAGGACCCAUUGAUGAAAACUCAGAAAACCCCCGCAUCGAUUUAUGUAACAAGCUUCGGAGAAGCAUUCGAAGAGCUGCUGUUUUAGAAUCCAUGCCACUGGACAGAACCAUUCCUGAAGGUGGUCAGUCUUCAGAUACAGCAGAAAAUUCUCCAAGUCGAUCCCCUUCGACUCCUCGUCAUCUACGAUACCGACCAACAGGAGUGCAGACUUCUGACAACCCUCGCUGCUGUUCUGUCUCUCCUGCUUCCGCAUUUGCAAUCGCCACUGCUGCAGCUGGACAUGGGAGUCCACCAGGCUUCAACAACAUGGAGAGAAUGUGCGACAGGGAGUUCGUGAUACGCCGUGCAGCCACUAAUCGAGUCUUGAAUGUUCUUCGCCACUGGGUCUCGAAGCACUCACAGGAUUUUGAACUAAACCAUGAAGUAAAGAUGAAUGUUGUGAAUUUAUUGGAAGAUGUCUUACGGGAUCCUGAUUUACUACCACAAGAGAGAAAAGCAACAACUAAUAUACUAAGCGCCCUUUCUCAAGAUGAACAAGAUGACAGUCACCUAUCCUUGGAAGACAUCAUCGGCAUGUCAGAUGGUUCUAGAACAGAAUCCUUGGAAACACUGUCUGCAAUGGAACUGGCUGAGCAGAUAACACUUUUGGAUCAUAUCAUUUUUAGAAGCAUUCCAUAUCAAGAGUUCCUUGGCCAAGGAUGGAUGAAAACAGAUAAAACUGGGAGAACACCGUCCAUCAUGAAAACCAGCCAACAUUUUAAUGAUAUGAGCAACUUGGUUGCCUCGGAAAUCAUGAGCCAUCCUGAUGUUACUUCGAGAGCUAGCUCUAUUGAGAAGUGGGUGGUGGUAGCUGAUAUAUGUCGGUGCAUGCACAACUACAACGGUGUGCUGGAAAUCACAUCGGCUUUGAACAGGAGUGCCGUUUACAGACUCAAGAAAACAUGGGCUAAAGUUUCUAAACAAACAAAAGCACUUAUGGACAAGCUGCAAAAGACAGUCUCAUCUGAAGGAAGAUUUAAAAACCUCAGAGAAACCCUUAAAAAGUUGUGCAGCUGUAAUCCGCCUUCAGUGCCCUACCUCGGAAUGUAUUUAACCGACCUUGCGUUUAUUGAAGAAGGUACACCAAACUUUACAGAAGACGGCCUUGUAAACUUUUCAAAAAUGCGAAUGAUAUCCCACAUUAUUAGAGAAAUACGUCAGUUCCAGCAGACUCCGUAUCGCAUAGAACACCAACCAAAGGUCACACAAUUCCUUUUGGACAAGUCUAAGAUUCUGGAUGAAGAUACUUUGUAUGAAUUAUCUUUAAUGAUUGAACCAAGACUCCCAGCAUGAAGAAUUUUAAUGCGUCUGUCUCAAGGCAACACAGUGCUUUCACAACCCAAACUGAAUGAUGCAUGCCAUGCCAAGCAGUAAGCAUGGGAGGAGGCCCGUCUCCUUUUUCAAUGGAAGCAGACAGUGCACCAAGGCCCAGACCUGCCUUUUAAAGCAAGAAUGAGGAAUCCAAACUCUAAAGAGCUAGAAUAAAGGCUCAGUGAGAAGGCUGAGUGAGACUUAUCACGUGAGAGAGGAAAUGAUGAAGAAUGGAAGGAGUCAUUGGAUAGUCAUACUGGUCGUACUGUGAAAAUGUAAAACUUUGGGUGCCGGACGGUUUGAGUACUUUGAGUAAUUUUGAGUACAGUGAGCUGCACAUAAGUCUGGUACAGAAAGGUUUAUUUAUAUUUAUACAGGUGUUUUUUUUUUUAAGAAGCAGGCUGAAGGACUUUCUAGAAAAAAGCAAACGAGGAAGCUUUGCAUUGCAUGGCGUCAAAUCUGUUAACUUCACAAUGUCCUGAGUGGUUCCACGGAAUGAAGCUUUUUGCCAAUUUUUAAAUGGUGACAAACAUUUCUUAUGCGGUGUACUGUAAUAAUACAAAAAAAGGCUACAUUUUCAGCAUGAUACAUUUAGGUUGGAUAUCAUACAUUACAUUUGGAAAUGUGGUGCUCAGUAGAAGCGCUUGAAGAGAACUCUCUCCACCAAUGGACAUUUGCAACAGUGACGUGGGUAACCCACCUUGUCUCGUGCUUUAUCAUUCGUUUUUUUGUAAAGUUUCAAAACACUGGGAAGGAUCUGUCAAUGCCAUAAGCUUCAAGCAUCCUUAAUAUAUUUUUUGUAAUGCAUCUACUACUGACAAAUUUUAAUAUCUGGAGGUCAUACUGCUUGGUAAAGUUAGUUGUUUUAAAAGGUGACUUGCUAAUUUUUUUUAUGGGCUAUUUAUCUGCUUAGUCUGAGUUUUUAUAACAUUACUUUUGAGAUAUCAACUUCCAUUUACAUUUCUGACCCACCACUAAGUAGCAUGCUUGUAAUGCAAUUGAUUAACGGAAUAUGAUGUGUGGUAAAACACCAUUCCAUUACACGAGAGAUUAAAUGUCAUGAACUAGCUUAGAAUACUGGGAGCUUUAGUCUGUGUAACUUAGUAACAGUCAUAGUCCCCCCUUGCUUUUAUCACAAUGAAGCCAACUGCCCAUCUGAAAAACAUAACUUGUUCCUCAAACACAUACAUUUUAAUUUGAAAGUAUUUGUCUUGAAUUAUUAUUAUUUUCAUGUAUUGUUUUAUGUAAAAUUAAUUUAAGGUAUAGUUUCUUGUGCAUGACACUCAAAGCGUGCAAUCAAUUAUCUGAAUGUUUUGAAAAUUCAGGCAACUACAACAUAAUUAAAAAAAAGCCAAAAAAAUAGAAUUAUGUUUGGUUUCAUGAUUAUCUCACAAGGGUCACCAAAUAGUUUAUAUUUAUGAUGGAGGCAACUCAUGAAAUGGAUGUUCCCAUAAAUGUUGCACCUUUGGCAAUUAUGAAUGUGUUACAGAGUUCAUCACAUGCAGUUUUCUUGCCAAAGCCGUAAUUCAAAGCCGACAAGCCCAUUUCUAAGUUUUUGCCUGUGAAAGUAUUACCUGUAGCUUUGAUGCAUUUUAACCAAGGUGCUAAUGGUGGACUAGCCAGUAAAAAACAG